Messenger RNA from Ricinus communis (castor bean), 1005 nucleotides. RefSeq lists its product as uncharacterized. Gene Ontology annotation, molecular function: zinc ion binding; nucleic acid binding. Bases 1 to 1005 code for a protein of 334 amino acids. The record is from RefSeq and is a predicted model, not a curated record. The transcript has 2 exons. Lineage: Eukaryota; Viridiplantae; Streptophyta; Magnoliopsida; Malpighiales; Euphorbiaceae.
AUGGUUAGACAAGAAGAUAGCAGCCCAUCAUAUUUUGACCUAUCCAUAUAUCAAGUCUAUCAACCAGAAAAUGAGAAGGCUGAGGCCAAAAUGGGUAAAGAAGAUCUGAGAAGAGGUAGAGGAUAUAGACUUGUUUAUGGCACUUGUGGAAGGACCCAUUCAGGAGAGUGUUGGGGACCGAGUGUGCAGGGUUGUUAUAGAUGUGGGAAACCUAGGCAUUAUGCUAAUGAGUGUGCAGUAGGUAGAGGAGCAUCUAGUACCUACCAUUCAAGAGGACAGAGUAGUGUUGGGGAUAAUGUAGUACCUACAGCGACUAGUCAUGGAAGAGGUAGGGGAGGUAGAAGUGGAACUAUAGCAGCAUAUGUCCAUACUGAAGAUGCAAACCAGUCCUUAUCGCAGGCAAGAGUGUAUGCUGUUACGAGGCAGGAAGCAACUACUUCUCCAGAGAUAGUAACUGGUAUAAUUCCUAUUUGUAGGCAUGAUGCAUAUGUGUUAGUUGACCCCGGCUCUACAUGUUCAUUCAUUUCAUGUGUUUUUGCAUUGAAAAUGCAUUGUGGCAUUGAAUCUUUAGGACAUUACAUUUGUGUUUUGAUGCCUGUUGGAGGAGUAAUAAUGGUGAAUACUACAGUGAGGGCUUGUUCUGUGAUGAUUUAUGGUACAAACGUGCUAGUAGACCUAAUUGUGAUCAAUUUACAAGAUUUUGAUGUGAUUUUGGACAUGGAUUGGUUUUCUAGAAAUCAUAUCAUAGUUGACUGUUUAACAAAGGAAGUAAAAAUGGUCAUAGACGGGGAAAUAAAAACAAUGUUCACAUGUGAUAGGAAAAUUGUGCCUACAUGUUUGAUUUCUGCUACUACUGCUUUACAUUUAAUGAAAUCUGGGUGUGAUGCUUAUCUUAUGAAUGUGGUACAUACUAGAAUUGUUAGUAUAGGGGUUUCAGAGGUACCAAUAGUCAAAGAAUUUCCAGAUGUGUUUCCAGAAGAAUUAUCUAGGUUGCCACCUCAAUGA